Aspergillus caelatus is the source of this 1135-nucleotide messenger RNA. RefSeq lists its product as uncharacterized. Bases 233 to 964 code for a protein of 243 amino acids. NCBI's taxonomy places the organism in Eukaryota, Fungi, Ascomycota, Eurotiomycetes, Eurotiales, Aspergillaceae. The record is from RefSeq and is a predicted model, not a curated record. The transcript is spliced from 4 exons.
GUAAAGCCAACGUUACAUUCACCCCCUUGUGGGUGUCACCUGCCUGCACAUGAAAUCCAGCCCCCAGUGCACUAUUGAUUCUAGGUAGCUGGGGGCUGCAAAGCGGUGCGGCUGUAUGCAUUGAAGUUCAUCAUCUUGGGUGAUAAAAGGUGGAGGGUUUCCCUAGAGCAGUCGAUUAAAGCCUAUCCAACCUGCUAGACUUGGUUAGGUCCGGACAAAGAUUGCUCUCAGAAUGCAGCUUACCAAGUCCCUCUUGGUAUUCGCACUUUAUGUGCUUGGCACUCAGCAUGCGCUAGCAGUGCCUGUCAACCCCGAGCCUAACGCCACGAGAGUCGAAAAUGUCGCCCUUAAAACAGGAAGCGGUGAUAGCCAGAGCGACCCCAUAAAGGCGGACUUGGAGGUUAAAGGCCAGAGUGCUUUACCAUUUGACGUCGAUUGCUGGGCUAUCCUAUGCAAGGGCGCUCCCCAUGUCCUGCAGCGUGUGAACGAAAAGACAAAAAAUGGCAAUCGCGAUCGGAGCGGCGCAAACAAAGGGCCUUUCAAAGAUCCUCAGAAAUGGGGCAUCAAGGCCCUUCCACCUAAGAAUCCGUCUUGGAGCGCACAGGACUUCAAGUCACCUGAAGAAUACGCAUUCGCUUCUUCCCUUCAAGGCGGAACAAGUGCCAUCCUUGCACCCGUCAACCUCGCUGCUCAGAACUCCCAAGGCGGUGUUCUAAACGGCUUCUACUCAGCGAACAAAGUAACGCAAUUUGAUCCUAGUAAGCCCAAGGAGACCAAGGGUACAUGGUUUCAGAUCACUAAAUUCACUGGUGCGGUUGGUCCUUACUGUAAGGCUCUGGGGAGCAGUGAUAAGAGUGUUUGCGAUAAGAACAAGAAUGUUGCGGGGGACUGGGGCUUCGACCCGGCGAAAUGGGCAUAUCAGUAUGAUGAGAAAAACAACAAGUUCAACUAUGUUGGUAAGUAAUUAGUUCGCUUCUGUGAGAGGAGUAUGGUUGGAUGUACAGUGUGUGCUACUCGUUUGAGCCCUUGUACGCAAUUGGUAUGAGGAAACAUCUUUGCGAAACCUAAAGGUGUUGGAAAGACUCAGCAGAUGUCUGAGUACCCAUCCUACCCACAAACAAUUUACAUGACGCUU